Aspergillus aculeatinus CBS 121060 is the source of this 2856-nucleotide messenger RNA. Its product is annotated as beta-glucosidase. NCBI's taxonomy places the organism in Eukaryota, Fungi, Ascomycota, Eurotiomycetes, Eurotiales, Aspergillaceae. Gene Ontology annotation, molecular function: beta-glucosidase activity. The coding region runs from base 1 to 2454 and encodes 817 amino acids. The transcript is spliced from 7 exons. Gene Ontology annotation, biological process: glucan catabolic process. The record is from RefSeq and is a predicted model, not a curated record.
AUGAGCGACUCACAGGACUUAGACAAGCUGCUGAGCAAGCUCACUCGCGACGAGAAGAUCUCUCUACUGGCAGCAGCCCACUGGUGGCGCACGCAGGUCAUAAAGCGCGAUGAUGUCUUCGUCCCACACAUUAAGUUCACAGAUGGUCCCAACGGUGCGCGAGGCGAGAGCUAUGUCAGCGGUAUCAAAGCUGCCUGCUUCCCCUGCGGCACCAGCCUUGGGGCGACCUUUGACCGCGAGCUGCUCUUCCGCACAGGAAAGGAGAUCGCCCGCGAAGCCCAGACAAAGGCCGCGAAUGUCCUACUCGCUCCUACCAUGAAUGUCAUACGUUCUCCUCGAGAGGGGCGGAAUUAUGAGACUUACUCCGAGGACCCCUUCGUGCUGGGAGCUCUGGCGGCAGCCUUUGUCAAUGGUUGCCAGUCCAUUGGUAUUGCCGCCACUCCCAAGCACUACGUGGCCAACGACACUGAGAACAACCGCAAACUUCUGACCGCCGACAUUGACGAGCAAACUCUUCGUGAGAUCUACAUGCUUCCAUUUCAAUUACUGAUGAGAUGGGCUGACCCACUUUGUUUCAUGACCAGCUACAACCGCGUGAACGGAAAAUAUGUUGCUGAUAAUCCCCAACUAGUCAAUCAGGUCCUGCGAGGCGAAUGGGGCUUUGAUGGAGUGGUUGUUUCAGAUUGGAUGGGGGUGUACUCUACUGCAGACAGCAUAAAUGCAGGGGUGGAUUUGGAAAUGCCCGGGCCAACGAGAUGGCGCGGGGAGAAGCUCGCGCGAGCGGUAAAUGAUGGGCAGGUAGCUGCGCAGGUCGUCGACGAGUCAUCUCGCAGAAUCCUGCAGCUUGCCUGUCGUCUCAAGAGGUUCGAGCUUCCCGAGGAACCACCCGAAGAUGCAGUCGAGAACCCUGAGAGAGGUGAGUUUAUCUGUGACAGUGGUGCAGAGGGCAUGGUCCUCUUAAAGAACGAAAACAUUCUUCCACUGCCAAAAGGUGUCACAGUGGCUUUGAUAGGACACCAUGCUAUGGAAGCCAGUCUUGGUGGAGGAGGGAGUGCGCGGGUAGAUUCCCUGCACGCUGUAUCUCCCAUAGAGGGACUCGAUCAAGCUGGCUUUCAAGUCAAGGCUGUGCCUGGAGUCCCAGUAUUUGGUUCCCUGCCGCAUGCUGAUCCUUCAAUCAUGUUUUCCUCGGAUACUAAGAUGCAGGCAAAGGAGCCAAACCCGGUCUUUUCAGAGACCAAAGAGCAGGCAGAGUACAUGAUCAAGGAGAAAUGGCCGGAGUACCUCAGUCAAGACUACUGCACCCGAAUAACUUUUGGUAUUCGUCCGUUAACGUCUGGGGGGCACAUCUUGUCUAUCAUUUCGACCGGGCCUGCAACCGACUUGCGUCCAGAACCUUUCUACUUUUUCAAGUCGAGGUUGGAGCGACGGUUUACCUACCCAAUGCAAGCAGGUCAAUCAUACACGCUAAUGCUAGAAUCGUGGAAUACCGAUCCUCUUAUUCUCCAUGCCAAGCCUCUCUUCGGUCGAAUGUUCCAAGGGUCCGCUCUGCGGUUUCAUGAGUUUAUCGAUAUUCCCAGCAGAAUCGAAGUUGCGCGUACAGUAGCACAGGAAGUGGAGUAUGCCAUCGUCUGCGUGGGAACGACCAACGAGAUUGAAUCUGAAGGAUUCGAUCGGGAGUCUAUGGAUCUGUCGUCCCUUCAGUACGAGCAGAUCGCCGCUGUCGCUGCGGUAAACCCUCGCACAACCUUGGUCAAUUUCAGCGGAGGACCCGUUGGGUUCAACCAAUUUAUAAAUUCCGUGCCAGCAGUUGUGCAGGCAUGGUUUCCGGGUCAAGAAGCUGGUCGUUCAUUGGCACGCGUGCUCGGCGGAGACACGAACCCCGGCGGUCGUCUCCCCUUCUCGUGGCCACGUCGAGAUGAAGACAAUCCCAGCUUUGCCAACUUCCCGUGCGACGAGAACAACGUGAUCCGAUACGCCGAAGGACUUGAUGUUGGUUAUAGAUACUAUGAUCGCCCGGAGAACCCAGAGCCACUGUUUCCGUUUGGGUUCGGCCUGUCUUAUACCGACUUCAAGGUCUUCGGAGUUUGUAUCACAGACACGUCGGUCGCAGAUCCAGAAGGCACGGUGGUAGUCUCUUGUCGAGUUCGGAACAUCGGGAUACGAAGAGGGGCAACUGUCAUUCAGUACUACGUCAGCCCGCCACGGGACAGGGUGGAGAGCCAACGGCCAUUGAAAGAACUUAAAGAGUUCCGAAAAUUGAGCCUACAGCCCGGCGAAGUGCAGGAUAUGUCUGUCACGUUGGAUAACUACAGUGUCAGCAGUUACAAUGCUCAACAGCACUGCUGGGAGGUAAGGGAGGGUCAAUACAAAGUGCAUGUCGGGCUUUCAUCUACAGAGAUUUCUUCGACAGUUGGCUUUCAUGUUGGCCGAGGCUUCAAGUGGCGCGGUCUAUAGAUGUGGUCUAUAGAUGGCGGAUGGGGCUAUGGAGAAGAGAUGGUCGAGACAACCAAGAACUCCGUUCAUGGAUAGAAAAGAAGAGGAAGGCCCUGCGGGCCUUCGCUCUGAUCUAUGUACUGUACGUGUUGAGUACCAUGGGUGCCUAAGGCACCAUGGUCGGAAAUAUGACGGGUGUCAAGGAGCAGAAGUUUGUGCUCUGGGUUGUGAUGUUGUAUGCUCUGAAGUCCAGUCUGAUGUCAGCCAUUACACCCCAGGGCCUCAUGUUUUAGAGUCUUUCAGCAAAUGCUCUGAGAUCAUUCCAACAAGAUCCGAUGUGGUGUAAUGGCUAACAUCGCUGUCUCUCAUUGAGAUAUCACAGCAGCUCGGGGUUCGAUUCCCCGCAUCGGAGUUGACUUUUUG